Messenger RNA from Phanerochaete carnosa HHB-10118-sp, 807 nucleotides. RefSeq lists its product as uncharacterized. Lineage: Eukaryota; Fungi; Basidiomycota; Agaricomycetes; Polyporales; Phanerochaetaceae. The record is from RefSeq and is a predicted model, not a curated record. The transcript is spliced from 17 exons. Bases 1 to 807 code for a protein of 268 amino acids.
AUGCCUUUCGACUCGACAUUGGGAGCUGCUCUGAUCGGCGGAUUCAUUGCCACCAUGUCCUAUGGGAUCAUGAGCCUGCAGUCGUACAACUUCUUUCAGCGAUAUAGUCGCGAAAAGAUUGUCCUGAAGUACACAGUUCGCGCCUUGUGGGCCCUCCACACCCUACACUCCGCUCUCGUUACAAACGGACUCUAUACCAUCUUUGUCACCGGCUUCGGCAAUCUCGCCUCGGCCGCUGUUAGUCCAUGGAGUAUAGCAGCAAGCUCGCUCUUGAACGCCAUAAUGAUAUUGACAGUCCAAUGGUAUGGCUUAACCUAUGCUAUUGCUCUUGCUCUUACCGAUUUUGUUUUCCGCAGUUCCUACUGUCACCGCAUCUGGAAGUUUGUGCACUGCCUUGAUGACAUUUGCAUUCGGGUUGGCGUCAGAGAUCAAGCUGUGAGGAUCUCUGGCUCAGCUCGUGAUGAUCCGCAUGCUUACAAGCAGGACAGGUUUAUCCUACCCUCGUUUGCCGCGUAUAAAUCCACGGAGUGGAUGCUCGCCGUUACGCUCGUAUGCGCCUGUUUGACAGACCUCUACAUUGCGCUAUGGCUGUGUUGGUGGCUCGUACGUCAGCGCAAGGGGCUGAACGAUCGGACUAGUUCAAUGAUUAACAAUAUCAUCGUCUACACAGUCGCUACGGGUCUCAUCACGAGCGUCUUCUCUCUCACAGAAUUGAUCACGGCCGCGACAUUACCCAAUAGUUACGUUUUCAUCGGAAUUGAUUUCUUCCUGGGUGGGGUGUACACGAAUUCGCUGAUGGCCUCGUAG